AUGGCCGACCACCUGGUGGACGGCCCGCCGAAUAAGCGGCAGAAGCUCGGGGAUCCUUUUCAAGGGACUUCGGACUCCGCGGUGGGUAUGGCGCCUCUAAUGAUGCACCAUGCUUAUACAAACUACGGGGGAGGUGGCAGUGGUAACAUGCAACAAAUGCAGGGCCCGCCACAACAGCUACAUCUGCAACAGCAUCAGCUGCAGCCACAUUGGAACAACCAUACCGUCCAGAAAAGAAAUUACAUAACAAACACAGAUAUGUUUGAUCUUGAAAAUGAUCUACCUGACGAUCUAUUGUCAUCGGGGUCUUGGGGUUCUGCAACGGAAAGUGCUAAGCCACCAGCAACAGGCCCAGGUCCAGGGCAGCAAAAUGGUGCCCUUGAUUCAGAACUUAGACAACAUGUACAGCAACAACAACAACAACUUUCACAUCAUCUAAUACAACAACAAGGCAACAAAAAUUUAGUUACUAAUUCUUUAGUAAUGGCUGUUGGAACUUUGGGUAAUAAAAGUCCGAACAUGCAAUCUCCACCAAAUGUUUCUGUCUCUAAAGUAGUUGAUCCACAAAUGGUCGUGAGUCUGGGAAAUUUACCAAGCAGUAUAGCCAGUUCUUUGGCAAAUAAUCAAAUGUCUAUUGCAAAUUCGAUGGGAGGCCUUCAAUCAUCAAUGAGCAUGGCUGGAAGUAAUCCUACCAUGUCAAUGCCAGGUGGAAUAAAUUCUGGCUUAGUUAUGACCAGCAGUGCUAGUGGAAAUAAUAACAUGGGUGGAAUGGCAGGUGGAAGUUUAAUUGUAACCAACAGUUUGAACAAACAACCUUUAAAUACUGUAACUAUGAUGGGCCCUAAUACUCAAGGAAUUCAUCAUCCCAGUGGGCCACAUGGUGUUGCUCAAAUGCAAAAUGGACCUGGAAUAAUGAAUACUAGAGCUGUAGCAAUGCAACAGCAACAACAAGCGCAUAUGGUUGGUCCAGCAAGGGGUCAAAGUCCACAUCAGCAAGUACAUCAAGUUGGUAUUGUUGGUCCUGGUCAAGGAGGUCCACGAAUGCAGGCUCCUCCAAAUAUGACAAAUAUGCCAAAUAUGGGGCAAAUUGGUGCAUCGAGUCCUUAUGGUUAUGGAUCUCCAGCCAGUGGACAAGGGCCUGGAGUUACAGUGUGUACUAACAGUCCUGUUGGGGUUGUUGCACCACAACAAAAAGGAGUGGGAACAAAUAUGACUGCUAUGCAAACUGGUAGAUUUGGAGGAACCGCGGGUCCCAUCGGUUCCACGAAUGUUGUGGGCGGUCAAGAAGGUGGUAUGGCACAACAGGCUCAACCACCUGCUCCAAGUCCAGCUCAACCUCAGUCUGGUGCACCAAGUGGGGGACAACCUGGCCCACAACAAGCUACUCAGGGCCAAAUACCCGGUACCGGUGCUCCAACUGGUGCUACAAAAUCAACUGCUGAUCCAGAAAAGCGCAAACUUAUUCAACAACAGCUAGUUCUCCUGCUUCAUGCGCAUAAAUGUCAAAGACGUGAAAGUCAAGCAAAUGGUGAUGUUUGGCAGUGUUCCUUGCCAGAUUGUAAAACUAUGAAGAAUGUGUUGACUCAUAUGACUGCCUGUCAAGCAGGGAAAAGUUGUACAGUGGCACACUGUAGCUCCUCAAGACAGAUUAUUAGUCAUUGGAAACACUGCAACCGCAAUGAUUGCCCUGUGUGCUUACCUCUGAAGCAAGCAAAUAAGAAUAAAACAACAAAUGCUGCUGCAGCGUCUACAACACAACCAAAUAGUCAACCAAAUCCGAGUCCGACUGAAAUGAGAAGAGCGUACGAUGCGUUGGGUAUUCAAUGUCCUACAACAACACCAGGUUUGGUAGGCAGUCAGUGUGUUACUAGAAGAAUGCCAGCACCAGGCAUGCAAGGAGCACCCGGUACGAUAGGAAACGUUAGACUAGCUCAACCUCAAACUCAAGCCGCUCCGGGUCAAGCUGUCGUGGGUACCGGGCAGCAAGUAGUUGCUCCAAAUGUGUCUCUUCCUUUAAAUUCUGAUCCUAACACAGUCGGAGUGGCUGUUAACCAAGCAGCGCCUACCAGUGGUCCCACGCCUGCUGUAGCAGCGACUGCUGCAAAUGUACAGUCUGUUAAUAUGCAGCAAUUAUUUGGUUUGAACGAUUCAGGUCAGCUUAGUGUUUCAACUGAAAAUAGGUUAGCUAACCUUCAGCUUCCACCUGGACUUCAACCAGGUCAAGUAACAGCGACAGCUGUAGUAGGAGAAUCAAAAGAUUGGCAUCAAACUGUAACACCAGAUCUUAGAAAUCAUCUUGUUCAUAAAUUGGUUCAAGCAAUAUUUCCAACACCCGAUCCACAAGCUAUGCUCGAUAAAAGAAUGCACAAUCUCGUCGCGUACGCAAGGAAAGUGGAAGGUGACAUGUACGAAAUGGCUAAUUCGAGAUCAGAAUAUUAUCAUUUACUUGCCGAGAAAAUAUAUAAAAUUCAGAAAGAAUUGGAAGAGAAACGACAAAAGCGGAAAGAACAACAACAACAGUUACAAGCCCAACAGCAACAACAACAACAACAACCUCAACCAUCUGGAACAUCUGGUCCGGGUUUAAGGCCGUGUGCUCCUCCAGGUGUCGGUACUGUUCCUCCUUCGCGACCAGUUGGAACAGUUACCCCUAGUUUACGUAGUCACUCACCAAGUAUGGGACAACUUGGAAGUCUACCUACAAUGGGCAUUCCGCACAAUAGAAUGCAGUUUCCUCAGCAACAACAAGCGCAACAACAACAACAGGUUCAGUCUCAAACCAACGCCCAAGCUCAGGCUCAGGCGCAAGCUCAAGCCCAAGCUCAGGCUCAAGCUCAGGCUCAGGUACAAGUCCAACAACAAAUGCAACAACAGCAGCAGCAACAAGGAAUCUUAGUUGGUCCACCGGGUCCUAGUCCGAAUGGACAGUCGACAUCCAAUCCCAACGUCGUUCCAAAUCCUGGUCUCAGUCCCUUCGGGCAACCGCAAAUGUCACAAGCAAGUUUAACGACAACUACUACGUCCGCAACAACUAGUCAAUUCCCAACCUCAAAUGGUACUUCCGGUUUACCUAACAGUUCUCCUGUACAAAAUCAACAUCAAUUCCCCGAUCUUAUGAAAGUUAGACUGGCUCAGGCUCAAGCGGCGCAAGCUGCGAUCGCGCAUCAACAUCAGCAGCAGCAGCAACAGCAGCAGCCGUCACAACCUCAGCCGCAACAACCACCAAGCCAAUCGCAAUCACAACAGCCGACAAGUAGUUCGAAUCAAAGCGGCACGACGACCUCGAUGCCACAAGCACCAUCGCCUUUUAGCGGUAUGCAACAACAAAAUAACCAACAGCAAAACCAAUUCAACAGUAGUCGGCCUUUGUCGGUUCCAACACCUAACGAUAAUGGCAUUAGCACCUCGACACCACAAACGAUACCACCUCCCGCUUCUAGUGGGCCUAGUCCUGGUCCAGCGACAACGGCUAAUGGACCUCAAUCUACAACUUCCACACCUAACACACCACUCGUUCCUUCAUUAAUGACUCCAAAUCAGUCAGUUUCUUCCGCUAAUCAAACGCCGCCUCAUCCUGCUACCACACCAUCCCCUGCAGGUCUUGUAAGCCUUGGUAAGGGCAUGACAUCUCAGGAGAGGGCUGCACUAAACGCGCCAAGAACUUCGUCUAUGUCUUCGCAAAUGGCUGCUAUCACAGCUGCCUUGGAUCGUGAUAAUUCUCCUAGUCCACCAAUGAAUAACAAUAAGGGAAAAUUGGAUUCCAUAAAAGAAGAGAACAUGAAAAUGGAGAUCAAGACAGAGGAUGGUUCUGAUAAUCACAGAAUGGACGGUGGUAAAAGUGUGAACAGCGACGUGUCCAUGAAAACUGAAAUAAAAACAGAACCGAUGGAAGAAGGAUCCAGCGAGGGUAUUGUAAAGGACGAAUCUUCUGGUAUUAAGGAAGAACCAGUGACGCCAAUGUCAAGUCAAGACACAACACCAGACAUUAAGCCAUUAGUUCCUGAACCGAUACAGCCAAGUGGGACAUCGACGGACAAGAAGAGAUUAUGUUUAUUCAAGCCGGACGAAUUGCGUCAAGCACUGAUGCCGACGUUGGAGAAGCUUUAUCGCCAAGAUCCAGAAUCCAUACCGUUUAGACAACCCGUUGAUCCUCAAGCAUUGGGAAUUCCAGAUUAUUUCGAUAUCGUCAAAAAACCAAUGGACCUUUCGACGAUCAAAAGAAAAUUGGACACGGGGCAGUACAGUGAUCCGUGGGAAUACGUGGACGAUGUGUGGAUGAUGUUUGAUAACGCGUGGCUUUACAACCGUAAAACCUCGCGCGUUUACAGAUAUUGUACGAAGCUCUCUGAAGUUUUCGAGCAAGAGAUAGAUCCUGUAAUGCAAGCCUUAGGAUAUUGUUGUGGAAGAAAAUACACAUUCAAUCCACAAGUUCUGUGUUGUUAUGGCAAACAGCUUUGUACAAUACCGAGAGACGCAAAGUACUACUCCUAUCAGAAUAGUCUAAAGGCAUAUGGUCUUGUUUCCGACAGAUACACCUUCUGUCAGAAAUGUUUCAACGACAUUCCUGGUGACACUGUGACGUUAGGAGAUGAUCCGACGCAACCUCAAACUGCCAUUAAGAAGGAACAGUUCCAGGAAAUGAAGAACGAUCAUUUGGAAUUGGAGCCUUUUGUUGUGUGUACAGAUUGCGGUAGAAAGGUACACCAAAUUUGCGUGCUACACAUGGAAUCAAUUUGGCCACUGGGAUUUACUUGUGAUAAUUGCUUAAAGAAGAAGGGACAAAAACGUAAAGAGAACAAAUUUAACGCUAAACGUCUACCAGUUACUAAAUUGGGUACCUAUAUCGAAACGCGUGUAAACAAUUUCUUAAAGAAAAAAGAAGCUGGUGCUGGAGAAGUCGCGAUCAGAGUUGUUGCGUCCAGUGAUAAAGUCGUCGAAGUGAAGCCAGGAAUGCGAAGUAGAUUCGUAGAAAAUGGUGAUAUGCCUGGUGAAUUUCCGUACAGAGCGAAAGCUUUGUUUGCAUUUGAAGAAGUUGAUGGCACAGAUGUAUGUUUUUUCGGUAUGCAUGUGCAAGAAUAUGGCAGUGAAUGUACACCACCUAAUACUCGAAGAGUUUAUAUCGCGUACUUGGAUUCUGUACACUUUUUCCGGCCUAGACAGUUCCGAACAGCGGUGUAUCACGAAAUACUUCUUGGCUACUUAGACUACGCGAAACAACUGGGAUACACUAUGGCUCAUAUCUGGGCUUGUCCACCUUCCGAAGGAGACGAUUACAUCUUUCACUGCCAUCCUCAAGAACAAAAAAUCCCAAAGCCUAAAAGAUUGCAAGAGUGGUACAAGAAAAUGUUGGACAAAGGCAUGGUCGAGAGAAUUGUACUCGAUUACAAAGAUAUUUUAAAACAAGCAAUGGAAGACAAACUUUCAUCAGCAGCUGAUUUACCAUACUUCGAAGGUGAUUUUUGGCCCAAUGUUUUAGAAGAAAGUAUCAAGGAGUUAGAUCAAGAAGAAGAAGAGAAACGUAAACAGGCAGAAGCUGCGGAAGCUGCCGCUGCUAAUGCGAUUUUCUCACUUUCGGAAGAUUCUGAAACAGGACCAGACGGCAAAAAGAAAGGACAGAAGAAAGCCAAAAAGUCCAAUAAAUCCAAAGCAAAUCAAAGAAAGAAUAGUAAAAAGUCGAAUACUCCCCAAACAGGAAAUGACCUCUCUGCAAAAAUUUUUGCGACCAUGGAAAAGCAUAAAGAAGUAUUCUUCGUUAUUAGGUUGCAUAGUGCUCAAAGUGCAGCCAGUUUAGCACCGAUCCAGGACCCCGACCCUGUUAUUAAUUGUGACCUUAUGGAUGGUCGCGAUGCGUUUCUUACAAUGGCCAGAGAAAGACAUUACGAAUUCUCCUCCUUACGGCGUGCGAAAUUUAGUUCUAUGUCUAUGCUGUAUGAAUUGCACAAUCAAGGCCAAGACAAGUUUGUUUAUACUUGUAAUAAUUGUAAGAGUCAUGUAGAAACGAGAUAUCAUUGUACGGUUUGUGAUGACUUUGACCUGUGUAUAAGCUGUAAAGAAAAAGACGGUCAUCCUCAUCAUAUGGAGAAACUUGGUUUAGAUUUGGAUGAUGGGUCAUCGCCGGCCGAUGCCAAGCAACAGAAUCCACAGGAGGCGCGUAAACUGUCGAUACAAAGAUGUAUUCAAUCGUUGGUUCACGCGUGCCAGUGUAGAGAUGCUAACUGUCGUCUAACAAGCUGUCAGAAGAUGAAGAGAGUAGUAACGCAUACGAAAGUUUGUAAACGAAAGACGAACGGUGGUUGUCCAAUAUGUAAACAAUUGAUAGCGCUGUGCUGUUACCAUGCUAAACACUGCCAAGAGACUAAAUGUCUUGUUCCAUUCUGUUCGAACAUCAAACAUAAACUAAAGCAACAACAGCUUCAACAACGAUUACAACAAGCGCAGUUGUUAAGGAGACGAAUGGCUGUGAUGAAUACCAGACCCACAGGUCCUGUAGGAGCGAUACAAUCUGUACAACAGAGUUCAAACGUUACUAUGACUACCGGUGUAGCUAUGAAACCAGGAGUUAGUCCUACCAAUCUACCUUCACCUCAUCAACCUGGAAUUGGUUUGAAACCUGGCACGCAAACACCACCCGCUCAUGUCCUUCAAGUCGUUAAGCAAGUACAAGAAGAAGCUGCGAGGCAGCAGGUGCCACAUGGGUAUGGUAAAGUAACACCAGGCGGUGGAGUCGCUGUUGGUGUUGGUGUAGGAGGACAAACGGGUGGGGUAAUGCCACCGCCACAAAUGCAACGGCCAAUGCCCGUCCAGAUGCCAAAUCCCGGUGGUACACAUCUCAUUCCAAUGGAUCAAUGGACGGCAAGUAGGUAUCAGCCGAAUGCAGUGAUGCAGCAGAAUCCUGGUUUGAGGCAGCAAACGCCGCAGCAGUUAAUGCAGCAGCAACAACAACAUCAAGGACAGCCAGGAAUAGGAAUGGGAGGACAAAUGCCGAGACAACAAGGAGUAAUGGGUGGUCCGGUUAGUCAGAUUGGACCGCAGGCCCAAAGUAACAUGCACAAGCAAGUAUUGCAGCAACUGAUGCAAACACUUAAAAAUCCCCAUACUCCGGAGCAACAAAACCAAAUACUUCAAAUACUCAAAAGCAAUCCACCGAUAAUGGCUGCAUUCAUUAAGCAACGGGCGCUUGCCCUUCAGCAACAAAGUGGUCAAUACGGCGGAGGAGUCGGCGGACCUUUGGGUCCUAAUCAGCCGCAACAACAACCUGGUUUGCAGCAUAUGAUGACUCAGCAGCAGCAGCAACAACAUCAGCAGCAGCAGCAGCAGCAGCAACAACAGCAGCAGCAGCAGCCAGGCAGAAUGCAAAUACAGGCGAUGCUAAAUCAGCAGCAGCAACAACAGCAGCAGCAGCAGCAGCAACAACAACAGCAGCAGCAGCAACAACCUGGUUUGCAGCAGCCUGUUCAGCAGCAAUCGCAGUGGUAUAAACAGCAAAUGCUGGUAAUGCAGAGGCAGCAGCAAGCUCAACAACAGCAGCAGCAGCAGCAACAACAGCAGCAGCAGCAACAACAACAACAACAACAACAACAGUUUACUCAACCGCCAGCUCCUCCUUACGGUCAACAGCGACCCAUCAGGCCGUCCCUUCUCGGUAAGAAUUAUUUAAUUCUGGAGAAAACGAGAUUCGCACAGCCGGCGGUUGGUUCGUGGUCUAACGCUUGCCACGAUUCCGCGUAUUCUUCCCCAGGUUAUGGUGGCUUUAGCGAACAAGGAUACGGUCAACCCGGUUUAAAGCCAACACCACCACCAGUACCUUCUCCGCAAGGUGUGAUGGGACCUCCAGGGAUCUCUGUACAGCAACAAUUAAUGCAGUCCGUUCGAUCUCCACCGCCAAUUCGAUCUCCUCAACCAAAUCCCUCCCCACGACCGGUCCCAUCUCCGCGCAAUCAGCCAGUUCCUUCUCCUCGAUCAGGGCCGGUACCUUCGCCUCAUCAUCAUCCACCACACGGUACGCCGACGCAUUCACCGGCUCACGAACUAGGCGGGCCAAGCGAAAUGAUGCUUUCGCAGUUGAGCGGCGGAACAGGUGCACCGACCGGUCACCCGGGUAACAUGCCUCAUCAUCCGUCUCCGGCCCCACCGCCCACUAGUGGCACGGACUCCAGUGAAGUGACGCCCAUGACGCCACAAGACCAACUUUCGAAAUUUGUCGAAGGAUUGUAG
Molecule: messenger RNA, 8214 nt
Organism: Habropoda laboriosa
Lineage: Eukaryota; Metazoa; Arthropoda; Insecta; Hymenoptera; Apidae
Product: histone acetyltransferase p300
Exons: 21
Coding region: 1-8214 (2737 amino acids)
Biological process (GO): positive regulation of transcription by RNA polymerase II
Cellular component (GO): histone acetyltransferase complex; transcription regulator complex
Molecular function (GO): transcription coactivator activity; chromatin DNA binding; zinc ion binding
Source: RefSeq, a predicted model, not a curated record